Messenger RNA from Salvelinus namaycush (lake trout), 3236 nucleotides. Its product is annotated as neuroligin-3-like. Gene Ontology annotation, molecular function: neurexin family protein binding; signaling receptor activity. The transcript has 6 exons. The record is from RefSeq and is a predicted model, not a curated record. Gene Ontology annotation, biological process: neuron cell-cell adhesion; presynaptic membrane assembly; modulation of chemical synaptic transmission. The coding region runs from base 1 to 2502 and encodes 833 amino acids. NCBI's taxonomy places the organism in Eukaryota, Metazoa, Chordata, Actinopteri, Salmoniformes, Salmonidae. Gene Ontology annotation, cellular component: postsynaptic specialization membrane; cell surface; synapse.
AUGUGGUUGGCAGAGUUCAGGCACCAUCGGUUGCCUGCACACCUAUCAAAUCGGCGAGGAACCGCAACCAUCGCCGCCCGCCGUGUUCUUUUCAUGUGGAUGUUAUGUUCCUACUGGCAAUUCACAGUGGCGACCAGCCAGAACUUCAACCCAACUGUUAACACCCAGUUUGGGAAGCUGAGGGGCCUCCGGGUUGCAGUGCCAGGUGAGGUCCUUAAACCCAUUGACCAGUACCUUGGGGUGCCGUACGCUGCCCCUCCCAUUGGGGAGAAGCGCUUCAUGCCCCCAGAGCAGCCCUCCUCCUGGUCAGGGAUCAAGAAUGCUACCCACUUCACACCAGUGUGCCCUCAGAACAUCCGCAACACAGUGCCUGAGAUCAUGAUGCCCAUAUGGUUCACCUAUAACCUGGACACAGUGGCCAAUUACAUUCAGGAUCAGAACGAGGACUGUUUGUAUUUAAACAUCUAUGUUCCAACAGAGGAUGGGAGCCAAAUCAAGAGUCAAGGAGCGGAUUUCUCUCACAGUGACAGUGAAGACAUUCGGGACACUGAGGCUAGGCCCGUGAUGGUCUACAUCCAUGGAGGAUCAUACAUGGAGGGGACAGGGAACAUGAUUGAUGGGAGUGUGCUGGCCAGCUAUGGGAAUGUCAUCGUCAUCACUCUCAACUACAGGGUCGGAGUACUAGGGUUCCUCAGUACAGGUGACCAGGCAGCUAAAGGGAACUAUGGACUCCUGGACCAGAUCCAAGCCCUGCGUUGGAUCAGCAAGAACAUCGGCUAUUUUGGAGGAGACUCUGGUCGCAUCACUGUCUUUGGAUCUGGAAUUGGAGCCUCCUGCGUCAGCCUGCUCACACUGUCCCACCAUUCUGAGGGCCUGUUUCACAGAGCCAUCAUCCAAAGUGGCUCAGCCCUGUCCAGCUGGGCCGUCAACUACCAGCCUGUCAAGUACACCCGCAUGCUUGCUGAGAGGGUGGGCUGCAACGUGCUGGACACCCUGGACAUGGUGUCCUGCCUGCAGAAGAAGAGUGCCAGAGAGCUGGUGGAGCAGGACAUCCAGCCAGCCCGCUACCACGUAGCCUUCGGCCCCGUCAUUGAUGGUGACGUCAUCCCCGACGACCCCGAGAUCCUGAUGGAGCAGGGCGAGUUCCUCAACUAUGACAUCAUGCUGGGCGUCAACCAGGGGGAGGGGCUGCGUUUCGUGGAGAAUGUGGUGGACCUGGAGGAUGGCGUGUCCGGCAGCGACUUUGAUUUUGCCGUGUCGGACUUCGUGGACAGCCUGUAUGGCUACCCGGAGGGGAAGGACACUCUGAGGGAGACCAUCAAGUUCAUGUACACGGACUGGGCUGACAGGGACAACCCAGACACCAGGAGGAAGACGUUAGUCGCUCUGUUCACUGACCACCAGUGGGUGGAGCCCUCGGUGGUGACGGCUGACCUGCACGCCCGCUACGGCUCGCCCACAUACUUCUACGCAUUCUACCACCACUGCCAGAGCCUGAUGAAGCCUGUGUGGUCGGACUCGGCCCACGGGGACGAGGUGCCCUAUGUGUUUGGCAUCCCCAUGGUGGGAGCCACUGACCUGUUCCCCUGCAACUUCUCCAGGAACGACAUCAUGCUCAGCGCUGUGGUGAUGACUUACUGGACCAACUUCGCCAAGAGUGGUGACCCCAACAAGCCAGUGCCCCAGGACACUAAGUUCAUCCAUACCAAGGCCAACCGCUUUGAGGAGGUGGCCUGGUCCAAGUACAACCCCCAUGACCAGCUGUACCUGCACAUCGGCCUGAAGCCUCGCGUCCGCGACCACUACCGCGCCACCAAGGUAGCCUUCUGGAAGCACCUGGUGCCCCACCUGUAUAACCUCCAUGACAUGUUCCAUUACACCUCCACCACCACCAAGGUCCCUCCCCAGGACUCCACCAACUCCAACGGCAAGAGAACCGGCACCACCAAGCGUCCACCUGUCUCCACGGCCCACAGCAGUGAUGGGGAGGAGACGGGUCCUCUGAUCGUGGCUAACCCCAGAGAUUACUCCACUGAGCUGAGUGUCACCAUCGCUGUGGGUGCCUCGCUGCUGUUCCUCAAUGUGCUGGCCUUUGCCGCGCUCUAUUACCGUAAGGACAAGCGCAGCCGGCAGGAUGGCCACGGUGGCCCCCACCAGGCCAGCCCCCAGCGGCAGAGCAAUGGCAACGACGUGAGCCACACCACCACCGACGAGAGCCUGUCCCAUCAGAUGACCCAGUGCAGCCAGAUGAACCAGUGUGACACCCUGCAUGACCUUCACGACCUCCCUGACCUACACGACCCCCUGCACCUCUCCCCCAACAUGGACUACACCCUGACCCUGCGCCGCUCACCAGACGACAUCCCCCUGAUGACGCCAAACAACAUCACAAUGAUCCCCAACUCCCUGAUGGGCCUGCCCAACAUGCACCCCUACAGCACCUUCCCAGCCGGGUACAACUCCACCGUCCUGCCCCACUCCCACUCCACCACCCGGGUCUAGACCUAGCCUGGGACAGAAGAUAUACAGACCACAGUCGACAGUGAUUGUAGAGGUGAGCUGAGCUGAGGGGCGAGCUGUGCUGUGCUGUACAUUAAUUAAUACAAAGCAGUAGUUGGGUUGGGAUGCGUGGGUAAGAUAAGUUUGAGUUUAUGUUCAUACUGCAAGAGCCAUGCAAAGCUUUUCCUGGUCAAAGGGUGCAGAAUCGCCGCCAAUAUACUACUGCCUCCUCUCCUCAUAGAGGGAGGUCUAUAAGCAGUGUCAUUUUUUUAAUCAUCAAUUUCAAGACUUUUGUGAGCUGGUUAAAAUGAGAAGUGCUUUUUAUUUCCCAUUGUCUUUUGAUGGUAACAUUUUUGGGAACAUUCUCUUGUACGACCUCAGCAUAAUGUUUGUACAGUUGGAUUUGUACGGGAAGCUUUUUUCUUCCUAUGAUAUCUGUUUUGAUCUUCAACAAUUCUGUGUGGAACAAGUGUCAUCUGGACUCAUCACUGACUGAAAUAACAUUUGUAAAAAGCAGAAAAUCAGUGUUAUUAAGCAAUUUUAUACAUAUUCCUCAUGUUAAACUCAACUUAAAAGGGUCUUUUUUACUGACUAAAGAAUUGCAGAAAUACUAUGUUACUGUGAUCAUUUGAACCUUUACUACAACAUUGAUUACAAUUUGUAGUAAAAGUAUCACAUUUAUCCAACAAUAUUUCUAUUUGAAUAUGAACAAUAUAUCACCCCUAUAUACAGUAUGU